Molecule: messenger RNA, 640 nt
Organism: Linderina pennispora
Lineage: Eukaryota; Fungi; Kickxellomycota; Kickxellomycetes; Kickxellales; Kickxellaceae
Exons: 1
Coding region: 235-468 (77 amino acids)
Source: RefSeq, a predicted model, not a curated record
GCCAGUUGUUUAUUAUUUUGAACUUAUCAAAGAAUCUGUUGGAGAUUGAAAAUACACCGAGAAAUUGGAAUCUGUCAUCAGGCUGGUAAAGCAAUAGUCGGUGUGCGUAAGACCUAUAAGCAAGUGAUCACAUCUGGGCGCUGCGGAGAAAAUACACGCCUUCACGACCCAGUGCACAGUGGAUCCUUGGUAUCCUUGCAAUCACGAGCACCCAUAGUCUGGGCACCGCUCGCCAUGAUUGCAAUCGCGAGAACAGCCAAGAGACUAUAUUUGAACAUCAUAGCUGUUUGUCUAGAACAGGAUGAGAAAAGGCGAGUACACGAUAGGAAGGGGAUGAAAAAGGACAGGAAUGAAGACUACAGCCUAGGUGAGAAAAAAAGCUGCCGCUUGCAAGAUUUUGGAGCAGGCGGAUUAUAUAGCAGCAGGCGAAGUGGGUUUGCGUUUUUCGGUAAACCAGCUUGUUUUUAAUGACUAGCUUUUGCAAUCGAACGAUUGGAGGGCCGGUCCUGUUAGUUGGGUGGCAGAUGUGUGCUGUUAUUCGCAAGUAUCGUGAUUGAUAUUAAAUGGCAGCGAGGACAAGAUAUGGAAGAGGCUAGGCCAAAGGCAAUUGUAAAUGAGAAGAUUCCAGGAGGAAGCGGAA